Molecule: messenger RNA, 1223 nt
Organism: Botrytis cinerea B05.10
Lineage: Eukaryota; Fungi; Ascomycota; Leotiomycetes; Helotiales; Sclerotiniaceae
Exons: 3
Coding region: 117-908 (263 amino acids)
Biological process (GO): proteolysis
Cellular component (GO): cytosol
Molecular function (GO): pyroglutamyl-peptidase activity
Source: RefSeq, a predicted model, not a curated record
GCAAUCUCAUCGGCAAGCUUGACCAGCCACUUGUAUAUUCAUCAUUCAAUCCUUGGAUAGGAUGUGAUUACUGUACCUUUUAUUAUAAACACUUUGCAUCAUUCGCUUUAGCAGUCAUGGGAUCCAUCAGUGGUAAUGAUAAUACACGUCCUGAUUCAAAGGAGAUUCGAGUCUUGGUCACAGGUUUUGGUCCUUUUCGCGCGCAGUAUCCCAUAAAUCCAUCAUGGGAGAUAGCAUCUCGUCUACCACGUUACGUUCCUACGAAUGUGAAAAAUGAGGGGCGCCAUCCGCACGCACGACCACCAAUCAACAAGCCUACACCACAGAUCAAGAUUGAUACUUAUGGAACGCCAGUUCAUGUAGGAUAUAAGGCUGUUCGGGAACUUUUGCCUACACUACUUGAUGACAACACGCCUGACUAUGUACUACAUAUCGGGAUGGCAUCUGGUCGACCCUUUUACAGUUGUGAGCGACGGGGUCAUCGAGAUGGAUAUUUCAUGCAAGAUGUCGAUGGGAAACUUUUGAAUGAUGAAUACAACAAGAUUAAGGAUGGCGAUGACUGGGUAUGGCACAACUGUCCCGGAGAACUUUUGACGAGUUUACCAUUCGACAAAAUGUUUCGUCAAUGGAAGGAAGCUUGUCCUGAGACUGAUACACGCAUUUCUGAAGAUGCCGGUAACUACCUUUGCGAUUUUAUAUACUAUACCUCUCUCGCGCACCGCUACAAGUAUCAACAACCAAAUAAAGCCAUGUUCCUGCAUGUGCCCGUCGAAUCGGAUCCCGAGUCCAUACGGAAGGGUGUUGAAAUUACAAUUGAGCUAAUUCGGGCCAUGGUUGAAUGUGAUUUGAAGGCUCAAUCCAAGACUGAUGACAACAUUAACAUUACAGAGGAGAAAUUGGAUCUGUAAAUUUCUCGAAUCCGCACCAGGUGAAAUCGUGUAUAAAGUGGCUUAGUAGAGUGGAACAGGUAAAUAUAUUAGGCAGGAUGAACAUAGCGAGCAUACCAUUUUUGAUAGUAUUGGUAGCACUAGUUGAAGCGCAUGGCAUCAUAGUGGCGUAGGACCUCAUCGGAUAUCAGAACCAUUUAUCAAAAAUACAAACUGAGAAACAUAGUACUUCAAUAAAGGUUCGAACUAAAACAUUAACUGUUCACUGUGAUAUUUCCAUCGAGAAUGCUGGAACAGAGCGUGCCUCUACCAUUUUUGAAUAAUGGCUCGCGUAUA